Lynx canadensis (Canada lynx) is the source of this 4031-nucleotide messenger RNA. It is a transcript of the gene WDCP, whose product is annotated as WD repeat and coiled coil containing. The record is from RefSeq and is a predicted model, not a curated record. NCBI's taxonomy places the organism in Eukaryota, Metazoa, Chordata, Mammalia, Carnivora, Felidae. Gene Ontology annotation, molecular function: kinase binding. The transcript is spliced from 4 exons. Bases 90 to 2165 code for a protein of 691 amino acids.
CGGUAUUCGCUCAGGGCUCCAGAUCCUCAGGACCCGGGAGUCUUAUUUUCUGUGGGCAGUCAGGCCAAAGAUACCCUUUAUCAAAGAGGAUGGAGUUGGGAAAAGGAAGACUUCUCAGGACUGGGCUGAAUGCAUUGUAUCAGGCAGUACACCCAGUUCAUGGCCUUGUCUGGACUAAUGGGAACCAGGUAGUCCUGACUGAUUUACAGCUUCACAGUGGAGAGGCCAGGUUUGGGGACUCAGAGGUCAUUGGACAGUUUGAACAUGUGUAUGGAGUGUCUUGGGCCCCACCUGGCACAGCUGACAUGCCUGCUCUGCUCGCUGUGCAGCACAAGAAGCGUGUCAUUGUGUGGCAGCUAUGUCCCAGCAGUACGGGGACGAACAAACGGCUGAUGUCUCAGACCUGUGAGAUUAGAGAAUCACUCCCUGUCCUUCCCCAGGGCUGUGUGUGGCAUCCAGAAAGUGCUGUCCUGGCUGUGUUGACUGCGCAGCGUGUCUCCGUUUUCCACAGUGUUCACUGCGACAGUUCCCGGGUGAACGCGGACAUUGACACCCAGGGCCUCAUUCACUGUGCGUCUUGGACCCAGGAUGGCCAGAGGCUGGUGGUGGCAGCUGGCAGCAGCCUGCAUUCCUACAUUUGGGACAGUGCUCAGAAGACUCUUCGCAGGUGCUCCUUCCACCCAGUGUUUGAUGUGGACAGCUCUGUGCGCUCCAUCAGAGCCACCGUGGACUCACAGGUCGCUGUAGCCACUGAGCUCCCACUAGAUAAGAUCUGUGGCUUAAAUGCAUCUGAAAUCUUUGAUGUUCCACCUAGCGGUGAAGACCCUUGUCUGUGUACUUUCCCGGUUAUUGAUGAAGUACCCACCACGGGUAAGGGGGCAGUUGCUUCUAAAACAAGUGUUGAAACAUCAGUUUCUCCCCUUUCUUCCUUUUCAGAUCCUCUGGAUCUAACUCAUAUGCAUUUCAAUACGUCAAAGUCUGAGGGUAGUUCUCUUAUUUGUCUAAGAAAAAAAGACUACUUGACAGGAACUGGCAUGGAUUCUUCACAUCUGGUCCUUGUGACCUUUGAGAAGGAGGUUACGCAGACCAGAAAAGUCACCAUUCCAGGCAUUCUUGUUCCUGAUCUAAUAACAUUUGAUCUUAAAGCUCAGGUGGUAGCAGUGGCUUCUAAUACUUCCAAUAUAAUUUUUAUCUAUUCUGUCAUCCGAUCGUUUAUACCAAACAUCCAGCAGAUUCAACUUGAGAAAAGUGAAAGACCAAAAGGUAUGUGUUUCUUGACAGAUAAGUUAUUAUUAAUUUUGGUUGGAAGACAAAAAUCCACUGAUUCAGCUUUUCUUCCUUCUUCAAAGACUGAUCAGUAUAUCAUUCGUUUGAUUGUUAGAGAAGUAACAUUGGAAAAAGAAUUGCCAGUAACAUCGAGUGAAAACCAGAGUGGAUACUCUACUUUCAGUACUCCAUUAAGUAAAAUAGACAGAAAAAAGCUACUUGAAAGUCUUUCCCCAGAUUUGUGUCACCAAAACAGAGGGCUCUUGACAUCUGACAGCCGUAGUCAAUGCGAAAGGCCUGGAAGAACCCUUAUUGAAGAAAUCAGGAGCCCUCCAAGCAGUAUCUGUGAUGGCUCCAUAGCUCUCAGAACUCUAGAUGCUGAGCCCGUUAACCGCUCAGUAACACCACCCAGGUCCAGCAGCACACCAGACCACACCAGCACUCCGGAACCUCCUAAUUUGCCUCAAAGCAAGAACUCACAGAAGGAAAAGGAAACUUACCGACUGUCUAAGGAAAUGGAAAUUUUGUCUAGGACCCUGACUGAAGUGCAGCGAUGUCUUUCUGAACUCACAGACGCUCUGCAUAAUGGGAAGAAGUCCUCUCCUGUGUAUCCACUGUCUCGGGAUCUGCCUUACGUGCACAUCACUUACCAGAAAUCUCAUUAUGUAGGUCCUGUUGUUGAAAAAAGAGCUGUGCUUCUCUGCAAUGGCAAACUAAGGCUCAGUACAGUUCAGCAGACUUUUGGCCUCUCUCUUAUUGAAAUGCUCCAUGACUCACACUGGAUCCUUCUCUGUGCUGAUAGCGAAGGCUUCAUCCCGUUAACUUUCACAACCACUCAGGAAAUAACCAUAAGAGAUGGCAGCUCAAAUGUCUUCAGAGACUCUGCCUCAGAGUCUUAAUCCUGGUCCUUCUCUCGAAGUCUAUAGAGAGCUUAGUGUCCAAAGUGUAGAUGCCACCAGCUGUCCCACCCAUUUAGGCAGUAUGGCCUGAUACCUUUUUUUUUUUUUUUUUUUUUUUUUGAGAGAGAGAGAGAAUCCCAGGCAGGCUCUGCUGCUGUCAGCGCACAGCCCGACACAGGGCCCAAACCCACAAACCGUGAGAUCAUGACCUGAGCCAAAGUCAAGAGUCGGGCUCUCAACCAACAGAGCCACCCUGGUGCCCUGGCCUGAUACUUGUUUGCAGAGUUAUUUGCUGCAUAGCUUUUCAGAUGAGGCCAUUACAGACAAGAUCUGUCUUCCACCAUGGACUCUUCUCAGCCGGGAUUUGCAUUGUCGCUCAGAAGUGAAGCACGUGCCAUGGUUGGCUUGGCCACUUGCCCCCCAUUUCCCCCAGGCUGAGGCUCACUGCUCUGUAGCAGAGCUCAGUCUUUGUUAGAUGGCUCAAAAAGUGGUUGUUUAUGUAUUCAUGACCGUGUGGUUUUGUCUAAGGGCAGAAUUCCCAGAACAAAACAAUAUUAUGGUACCAUAUGGAUUGUGUUUUAUGGUUUCUCUGAGGCUUUCUGUCCCUUGCCCAAAACCGUUAAAGCUGUCUUAGAAGCACUUAAAAGGUACUUCGGCAUUGUUAUAGAUCAUUUCCUUGGCUGAUGAGAGCAAGAGGUACCAGAGAACAUAUGCUCCAGCAUGUCCUGUUUACCCCAAACCAGCAGGAAUCAGCAGAGCUCAAAAGAAGACCAAAAAAAUCAACUGACUUCUGUGCCCAGCGCUACCUAGAACAGGAAGUCGUUCUGAUGUUGGCUGGACCUGCCAGGAUUUAAACCUAACUCUCUUGCUUCCUUAAAAAAUUCUGGCUAACUAUGGUCUAGAUACUCCUAAAAACUAGUCCUAGCAGAUUUCAAAUGAAAUUUCAAAUGCUGUGAUCCCUCUGGACCCCACCUGAGCGUGUGCGUGUGUCAAUAGUGCAAUGCCUAGCACAGAGGUCAGAGGCGUGAUUCUAUGCUGUCACUCCUCCUGAUUUUCUCCCUGAAAUGCUUCACCCCCCCAUCCCCCAGUUUGGGGAUCAUAAAAAUGUCCUGUUUUUCUCCCAGUACACUACCUUAGUUACAUUGUCACUUUAAUUUUGAUGUUUUUCUUUUCCCUCCAUUCAGGUCUUAGAGAAGUCUGUGAGAGAAAGUAGUUCAGAAAAUUGGAAAUUUCACUGAAUCUAAGGUAGGUAGAAGUACGAGCUUAUUAUAAUUAUGGGCUCAAGUGCCACCUUAGUAAAGUGGAAAGAGCCCUGACUGCAACUUCAGAUAGACACAUCACCUCUCACGCACAAUCAUAAAUUUCAGUGACGGCAGCACAACAGAUUGAUGGCUGUGUGGCUAGUCAGGGCACAUCUGCAGAUAAAUUGUUUCAGCCAUAGAGGUUCCAUUAGCACAUAUGCAUCUUUCUCCCCACUUUCCUUUAAAAUUGUCUGGAAAGAAAGAUUUUGUGCCCUUGGGGACUUCUGUCUGUCUGUUACCCUUUAUGAAGAUGGAGCUGGGAUAAGAAAGAAGCGAGGGCCCAUUUUGUGGUUCAGAUGCAUUAGGCAGCUGCUGGGAUAAUGGAAGCGGAGGCUGCUGGUCUGUAAUCAGUAGCCUGAGAGCAGUGGCUGAGGACAGUCUGAGGCCUGGCUGCAUUUGCAGAGGAAGUGUCUGCAUGGGAUGAAAGUACACUAUUAUGAAGCCUGCAGAGGGGGCCUGGGGACCCUGUAGUAAGAUCAAUGUGGGUGCCUCAAAGUAUAUGUUAUGUUCACCAUUUCCCUGGUCAGAGUCCUGUAAAUGAGUCAAUAAAAUCACUAAUGGUUGA